CGGGCUACGGCGGCCGGCAGGGGGCGGCAGCGGCCGUUGCCCAGGGUGCGGAGGCGGGGUCGGGGGCCUGGAGCACUGCGAGCCCGGCGGGCCACGACUGGUGCGGGCUGAGGCCAUGGGCGACCGAGGCGGCACGGUCAGCUCCCGGCGCCGGAGGACCAGUUCGCGGCCCUCCGGCCAGGGUGGCGGCGGGCCGGUGGGAGCGGAAGAGGAGGUGCGGGACGGGGCUCCGGGCCCCGACGUGGGCGCUGGGGGCGACGCGCCGGCCCCGGCCGCCGCCUCGGACAAGGACGGAGACUCUAACGUGGGCAGCGGACACUGGGAGCUGAGGUGCCAUCGCCUACAGGAUUCUUUGUUCAGCUCUGACAGUGGCUUCAGCAACUACAGAGGCAUCCUGAAUUGGUGUGUGGUGAUGCUGAUCCUGAGCAAUGCACGAUUAUUUUUAGAGAACCUCAUCAAGUAUGGCAUCUUGGUGGACCCUAUCCAGGUGGUGUCUCUGUUCUUGAAGGACCCCUACAGCUGGCCUGCCCCAUGUCUGGUUAUUGUGGCCAAUGUCUUUGCUGUGGCUGCAUUCCAGGUUGAGAAGCGCCUGGCCGUGGGCACCCUGACGGAACAGGCAGGGUUGCUGCUGCAUGUUGCCAACCUGGCCACCAUCCUUUGCUUCCCAGCAGCAGUGGCCUUACUGGUUGAGUCCAUCACUCCAGUGGGCUCUGUACUGGCUCUGGCAGCAUACACCAUCCUCUUCCUCAAGCUCUUCUCCUAUCGGGACGUCAACCUGUGGUGCCGCCAGCAUAGAGCCAGGGCUAAGAAUGUCUCUGCAGGGAAGAAGGCCAGUGGGGCCACUGCCCAGCGCACGGUGAGCUACCCGGACAACCUGACCUACCGCGAUCUCUACUAUUUUAUUUUUGCUCCUACCCUGUGUUAUGAACUCAAUUUCCCUCGCUCCCCCCGAAUUCGAAAACGCUUUCUGUUGCGGAGGCUCCUUGAGAUGCUGUUCUUCACCCAGCUCCAGGUGGGGCUGAUCCAGCAGUGGAUGGUCCCCACCAUCCAGAAUUCCAUGAAGCCCUUCAAGGAUAUGGACUACUCUCGAAUCAUUGAGCGCCUCUUGAAGCUCGCUGUCCCAAAUCACCUCAUCUGGCUCAUCUUCUUCUACUGGCUCUUCCACUCCUGCCUGAAUGCUGUGGCGGAACUCAUGCAGUUUGGAGACCGGGAGUUCUACCGGGAUUGGUGGAACUCUGAGUCUGUCACCUACUUCUGGCAGAACUGGAACAUCCCCGUGCACAAGUGGUGCAGCAGGCACUUCUACAAGCCCAUGCUACGCCGGGGUAGCAGUAGGUGGGUGGCCAGGACAGGGGUGUUCCUGGCCUCCGCCUUCUUCCACGAGUACCUCGUAAGCAUCCCCCUGCGAAUGUUCCGCCUCUGGGCGUUCACAGCCAUGAUGGCUCAGAUCCCAUUGGCCUGGAUUGUGGGCCGCUUCUUCCAGGGCAACUAUGGAAAUGCAGCUGUGUGGCUGACACUCAUCAUUGGGCAACCAGUGGCGGUGCUCAUGUAUGUCCAUGACUACUACGUGCUCAACUAUGAGGCUCCCACAGCAGGGGCCUGAACUGCCCAGGCUUGACUGCCCACAUCCAGGACAGACAGCCCUCCCUGCCUGUCCAAACCUGAGGGAACCUGGCUGCUGAGCCUUCCUCCUGCCCCAGGAGGCCUCUCUGCCCCUAUGGGGCUCCCUCCUGCUCCCCUUAGGGAUGGCAACAGUAGAGUCUGGCCCAGCUGGCAGGAGCCAGUGCCUUCUUUGGGAGUCUGUGCUGACUUGGGGAAGAGGGUGCCAAUAAAGUGCUAUCUAGAGUGACUCUC
This is a messenger RNA of Marmota flaviventris (yellow-bellied marmot), 1854 nucleotides long. It is a transcript of the gene Dgat1, whose product is annotated as diacylglycerol O-acyltransferase 1. Gene Ontology annotation, cellular component: endoplasmic reticulum membrane. Gene Ontology annotation, molecular function: diacylglycerol O-acyltransferase activity. Lineage: Eukaryota; Metazoa; Chordata; Mammalia; Rodentia; Sciuridae. Gene Ontology annotation, biological process: triglyceride biosynthetic process. The record is from RefSeq and is a predicted model, not a curated record.